AUGGAAUCUGCGCGAAGUCUCUACAAAAAUGACGUUGAUUUUGCAGCCUUGGCGCUGCAAUCGCGCGAUUUCGCCAAGCACUUGACACCAACCGGCCAUCUGAACUUUGCGGAUCCAGCGGCUGUCCGACAACUCACCACCACCCUCCUGCAACAAGAUUUUCACCUGAAAGUUGAGAUCCCUGAGGAUCGACUGUGCCCACCGCCCUACACGCAUGUGUCUGAUAUGAAGUAUAGACUCAACUACAUCCUCUGGCUGCAGGACCUCCUCGACUCCAGUGCGGGAGGACUACAUGAAGGGUAUGAUCGAGACCGGGAAGUCGUCGGCCUCGAUAUCGGAACGGGAUGCACCAGUAUCUACCCCCUGCUGGGCUGUGCGACACGUCCACGGUGGAACUUUGUAGCAACAGACAUUGACUCGAGCAAUAUUCGCACCGCCCAACAUAAUGUGGCCCUGAACAACCUCGAAUCAAGGAUUCGGAUUGUGCAUUCUGACCCCGACGGACCAAUCUUCCCGUUAGAGGAACUAGGCUGCCAGACCCUUGAUUUCACCAUGUGCAACCCACCCUUUUAUACCUCGUCCGAUGAGCUGAAAAAAUCUGCUGAGCAGAAAGAACGAGAUCCCUUCUCGGCCUGCACUGGUGCAGAAGUUGAAAUGGUGACCAGUGGCGGAGAAGUAGCUUUCGUGAAGAAAAUGAUCGAUGAAAGCCUCCAGCUCCGCGACCGCGUCCAGUGGUAUACAUCCAUGCUCGGCAAAUUAAGCAGUAUUAACGUACUAGUGGAGAUGCUGAUCAAACACGAGAACCAUAAUUUUGCAGUUACAGAGUUCGAACAGGGAAGCAAGACGAAGCGCUGGGCCGUGGCGUGGUCAUGGGGAGACAGAAGGCCUGCCAUGAAUAUUGCGCGUGGAAUCCCCGGCUGCCCGAAGAGUCAUUUGCCUUUCCCUUCAGAGUACACAUUCACACUACCACCCGACACAUCGAUUGACUCAGCCACUGCUACUAUAAAUGCAGAACUCAGCUCUUUGCCUUGGUUUUGGUCUUGGGAUCAGGCCCGCUCUGCGGGGACGGGGUUCGCUGCUGAAAAUGUGUGGUCAAGAUUCGCCCGUCGAAAGAUGAAACUUGCCGGCGAGGAGGGUGCGGCUAGAUUGAAGGUGAUUCCGGCCCAGGUGGCGCUGGGAGUACGUCUGCAGAUACGGCUGGUCCGGGGGCAGAAACCCGAUGAGAAAGAGGUGAAGGUCCUAGUCCGCUGGGCGCAGGGGACCGACACGGUCUUGUUUGAGAGCUUCUGCGGGAUGGUAAAGAGGAAGUUGGAAUCGAAAUGA
Penicillium coprophilum is the source of this 1323-nucleotide messenger RNA. RefSeq names its product DUF890 domain protein. Gene Ontology annotation, molecular function: 23S rRNA (adenine(1618)-N(6))-methyltransferase activity. Gene Ontology annotation, biological process: rRNA base methylation. The transcript is spliced from 9 exons. The record is from RefSeq and is a predicted model, not a curated record. Lineage: Eukaryota; Fungi; Ascomycota; Eurotiomycetes; Eurotiales; Aspergillaceae. The coding region runs from base 1 to 1323 and encodes 440 amino acids. Gene Ontology annotation, cellular component: nucleus.